AUGCAGAUGCGAAGCUCUCUUGUCCUACUUGGCGCAGUUCUUGGUGAGCUUGGCCUCGCCGUUCCCGUCGAGGACAGCCCCCGCCAGCGGCUCUUGGACGGCAAACCGCUGCCCUCCAAGUACACAAAUGCCAAGAAUCCCUACAAGCCGGGUUUCAAAGACCCUCUGGACAAGGCCGUCGACACCAUUGGUGACGAAUUGGACCCAUUGCCCUAUCGCAAUGGAUUGGGCUCUUCGGUAUUAGGCCCAUGGAAUUGGGAGCGUUCGCGACAGAAUCCAGAUCUCGUCCGACCGCCAAGUACCGAUCAUGGCAACAUGGCCAACAUGCGCUGGAGCUUUGCUGAUUCGCACGUGAGAAUUGAGGAGGGCGGCUGGACCCGACAGACGACAGUCCGAGAGCUCGGUACCAGCGUCGAAUUGGCUGCUGUCAAUAUGCGCCUUGAUGAAGGCGUCAUUCGAGAAUUGCACUGGCACAAGGAGGCCGAGUGGGCUUAUGUCUUGGACGGCGAGGUCCGCAUCACUGCUAUUGAUUAUGAGGGCGGCAGCUUCUUUGAUGAUCUAAAGAAGGGCGACCUUUGGUAUUUCCCCAGUGGUGUGCCACACUCUCUCCAAGGCCUUAGCCCCAAUGGAACCGAGUUUCUGCUGGUCUUUGACGAUGGAGGUUUUUCUGAGGAGUCUACAUUUAUUCUUACGGACUGGCUAGCCCAUACCCCCAAGUCGGUCAUUUCAAAGAACUUCAACUUGGCACCCGAGAUCUUUGCGCACAUCCCCGACGGUGAAAAGUAUAUCUUCCAGGGCGCCCUUCCCGGCUCGAUUAGCGACGAGAAGCCGACCGGCAAGAAUGUCAAGAAAUCCAAGUACAACUUUGCGCAUCGCAUGCUGGAGCAGGAGCCCAAACAGACUACGGGGGGCGAGGUCCGCAUUACCGACUCCAAGAACUUCCCCAUUUCAAAGACCGUGGCCGCCGCCCACGUUACGAUUCAACCCGGAGCUAUCCGCGAGAUGCACUGGCACCCAAAUGCCGAUGAGUGGUCCUUCUUCAUCAAGGGGCGCGCGCGCAUCACCAUCUUUGGCUCCGAGGGCACCGCCCGCACAUUCGAUUACGUGCCCGGCGAUGUUGGCAUCGUGCCCCGCAACAUGGGACAUUUCGUCGAGAACAUUGGCGACGAGCCCAUUGAGAUGCUCGAGGUCUUCAAGGCUGAUGAGUUCCGAGACUUUUCACUGUUCCAGUGGAUGGGCGAGACACCCAAGAAGAUGGUUAUCGACCACUUGUUUGCUGAUGACCCCAAGAACGGUGAGAUCUUCUGGGACAAGGUCAAGAGCGCAGCCAAGGACGAGGUUACGCAGCCCGACGCAGAUCUCUUCUCUCAUCAAAGAGUUUCUUCAAGCGAGCUCAAAUAA
Pestalotiopsis fici W106-1 is the source of this 1401-nucleotide messenger RNA. Its product is annotated as Oxalate decarboxylase oxdC. Gene Ontology annotation, biological process: oxalate metabolic process. Bases 1 to 1401 code for a protein of 466 amino acids. The record is from RefSeq and is a predicted model, not a curated record. NCBI's taxonomy places the organism in Eukaryota, Fungi, Ascomycota, Sordariomycetes, Amphisphaeriales, Sporocadaceae. The transcript has 3 exons.